Staurois parvus is the source of this 1102-nucleotide messenger RNA. NCBI's taxonomy places the organism in Eukaryota, Metazoa, Chordata, Amphibia, Anura, Ranidae. The record is from the annotation of a GenBank genome assembly.
AUGGCUUCUGGAGGGAGUGGAGACGUUUAUCCGACUCUAUGGGGCUUCAGUCCUGCCCUGGACCUGCAGAUGCAUUGUCGUCAGAGUACACUUCAAUACCUAGCUACAUGUGAUGACAUCCCUGAACUGAAUAUUCUUCUUGUGGGAUGUGGUGAUGGAAGACAUCUUCUCAAAACAGUCUGUCAGGCUCGCAGGUGGCCACAUCGGAAACUUCAUUUCUUUGUAAUAGAGAGUGACCUGGAGCUGUUGGCACGGCAAAUGUUGUUUUUGACUUUAGCACUGGAAAAUUCAGAACAAAUGGGUUUACAAGAAAAGUGUGAAAUGUUUCUUGAGCUUUUUUGGAAAUAGCCUUAUUCGUAGUAAGACUUCCACCUACCUGCAAGAGAAAUGUAGAAUGUUUAUACGUUGUGUCACUGACCCGGAGUACCAGCAGAGCAUCCUUCCACAGCUGAACAUGUCAUCCAUCAAGUUCAAAGAGCGGGACGAACUGGAAUACAUCUUUAAGUUCUGGCAAUCUCCAGAACCCAAGCUCUUUCCUAUUGACCGGUACUGGGAUGUAAAGAAUCGUCAGUAUUUGGGAAGAAGAUAUGACUCCAGAAGAGGUGCCUAUGACUGGGAUUUAAAUAUGAAGCUACAUGAGCAUGGGGCUGUAAUAAUUAAUGCUAUUGAAUAUAAUCGUUGGAGAGAAAAUGGAGUUGCAUUUAUGAUACGUGAAGGAAUCUAUGAUGUCCCAAAUAAAACCUUGGCUUCACACAUGAGUGUAACGCAACGAUGUGGAAAGGUCCGUGCUCGAGGUUACUGGGGAGAUAUAACUACAAGUCCAUACAUAGCAUACGGCAUAGAGACCGAGGAGAAGAGCUUGCUGAAGACUUCCAAUGGCGUACAUACAAAGACCGCUCAAGAUCUGUCAAAAUUCAACAUCACAUCAAUGUUUCACGAGUUGGUCACUGGCCAGAAAUACUCUCUAUCGGCACUGAGUAAAGAUGAGGCUGAAGGCAACAGUGCUUGUACUGUAUCGGCUAGUCCUAUAACUGAACCUACUAUCCAUGAAGAAGAAGAAACUUCUGCAAAGAAAAAUGGGAGUACAGAUUGUGAGGAUUUC